GUGUGCGCUGCAGCAGAACUUCCGGCCCAAUACAUCUCACGUCCCCUUCUGGGCGGACGUGAUGUAACCAUUAGAGCUAACGUCGCAGAAGCUGGCUUCUCUAUGGUUUCCUUCUCCUCCCCCUCUCUCUUCUUUCGCGGAGACGGGAAAUGGCUGCCGAGCGGUAGAAAGUGGAACGAGAGGCGUCGCCCGGAGCGGGAAUUCAUAUUUGAGUGCAAACUAAGAACUGCAAAUUCCUUCCUUAUUGACAUACAGGAUUGCCAGGAGCUAGAUGAAGCAUACAUAUCACUCCCAUUCUGCAGUCACUCCAUUGGCUUCUCAUCUGUUGCUGGGCUCAAUUAAUGGUAAAACAGUAAAGAAAAAAUGGGUCGCUCUAACACUAGAUCACAUUCUUCAAGAUCAAAGUCCAGAUCUCAAUCUACUUCAAGGUCAAGGUCAAGAUCGCAUUCUAGAAAAAAGAGAUAUAGUUCUAGGUCUCGAUCUAGGACAUACUCACGAUCUCGCAGUAGAGAUCGUGUUUAUAAUAGAGAUUAUCGCAGAGAUUACAGAAAUAAUAGAGGAAUGAGGCGCCCCUAUGGCUACAGAGGAAGAGGUAGAGGAUAUUAUCCUGGAGGUGGAGGUAGAUACCAUCGUGGAGGUUACAGACCUGUCUGGAAUAGAAGACAUUCCCGAAGUCCUAGGCGGGGCCGUUCACGUUCAAGAAGUCCAAAGCGAAGGUCAGUCUCUUCCCAGAGGUCUCGCAGCAGAUCUCGCCGAUCAUACAGAUCUUCCAGAUCUCCAAGGUCCUCUUCGUCUCGGUCAUCUUCUCCAUACAGCAAAUCACCUGUCUCUUCCAAAAGACGUGGGUCAUCAGAAAAGCAAGCAAAGAAAACUGAGGGAGCUGCUUUGCAAUCCAGCCCAUUAAAAAAUAAAUCACAAGAGGAAGAGAAAGGAGCUUUUGAACAUGACCCAUCUGAGACUUUAGAUGACUUCAAUAAAUCAGCAGCUGCUUCAGGCGAUAUUUGGCCUGGACUUUCAGCAUAUGAUAACAGUCCACGGUCUCCCCAUAGUCAUUCUAUUGCCUCCCCACCUAGUCAGAGUUCUUCAUGCUCUGAUGGUCACUUACUUAGCACUGUUCACUCUGCAAAAAACACCCCCCAGCACUCACAUUCCAUUCAGCAUAGCCCUGAGCGAUCUGGGUCUGGUUCCUUGGGAAAUGGUUCCAGUCGCUACAGUCCUUCCCAGAACAGCCCACUGCAUCACAUUCCUUCAAGAAGAAGCCCUGCAAAAGCAAUCACAUCACAGAAUGCUCCACGUGAGGAGACUCGCAUACGCUCUUUUUAUCCAGAGGCUGGGGAACAGGAAAGUGCAAAGGGUGGAAAAUUCUUGAAAAGGUACACAGAUGAAGAAUCCAGAGUGUACCUGCUUGAUAGAGGUAAUGCUAGGGAGAAAGAUACCCAAAAGGAGAGAGGAACAGAAAAAGGCAGGACAGAGGGAGAGAGAGAAUGGGAAGAUCAGGAAGCAUUGGAAUACUAUAUGGAUAAAGAGUCUGGGAAACAAAAAUUUAAUGAUUCUGAAGGAGAGGACACUGAGGAAACGGAAGAUUAUAGACAGUUCAGAAAGUCUGUUCUGGCAGAUCAGGGUAAGAGCUUUGCUGCAUCUCACCGGAAUACUGAGGAGGAAGGCUCCAAGUACAGAUCUAAAAUCUCUAUGAAGACAAAUAGAGAAAAUGAAGGUUUUAGAGAAGAUAAAAGUUAUAAGCUUAAAGAAACAACUAGUUAUGUAGUAGAGAGGCCUAGUGCACUAAAAGAUAAGCACAAGGAAGAAGAGAAAAUAUCUGAGAGAAUGAUGAAGAAAGAAACACAGUCACCUGAGCAGGUAAAGUCUGAGAAGCUCAAAGAACUGUUUGAUUAUAGCCCCCCUCUGCACAAGAAUUUGGAUGCAAGAGAAAAAACUGCCUUCAGGGAGGAGAGCCCACUUAGGAUCAAAAUGAUAGCCAGUGACUCCCAUCGACCUGAAGUGAAACUUAAAAUGGCACCAGUGCCACUUGAUGAUUCAAACAGACCUGCAUCCUUGACUAAAGACAGACUGCUUGCUAGUACACUUGUCCAUUCGGUCAAGAAGGAGCAAGAGUUCCGAUCCAUCUUUGACCACAUUAAGCUACCACAAGCCAGCAAAAGCACAUCAGAGUCAUUUAUUCAGCACAUUGUGUCCUUAGUUCAUCAUGUCAAAGAACAAUAUUUCAAGUCAGCUGGCAUGACCCUAAAUGAGAGGUUCACUGCUUAUCAGAAGGCUUCUGAAGAACAUAGCACCCGGCAGAAGAGCCCAGAAAUUCACAGGAGGAUUGACAUCUCUCCAAGUGCCCUGAGGAAGCACACCCGUUUAGCGGGAGAAGAGAGAGCCUUUAAAGAAGAAACUCAGAAAGGUGAUAAAAAAUUAAAGUGUGACGCUGCUGACCUUCGACAUGACAUCGACCGUCGCAGAAAAGAACGAAGUAAAGAACGAGGAGAUUCUAAAGGUUCCAGGGAAUCCAGUGGAUCAAGAAAGCAGGAGAAAAUUCCAAAAGAUUACAAGGAUUAUAAAUCUUACAAAGAUGACAGUAAACAAAAAAGAGAUCACGACCGUUCUCGAUCUUCCUCAACUUCCUCCCCAUCUUCCUCUUCAUCCAGUUCCCGAGAAGAAAAAGAAUGCAAGAAAGAAAGAGAUGAAGAGUUUAAACCUCAUCAUGAACAGAAAGAAUACUCUGGUUUUACAGGAGUUGGAAGACCUAGAGGCACAUUUUUUCGAAUUAGGGGCAGAGGAAGAGCCAGAGGCGUGUUUGCUGGAAUAAAUACUGGUCCCAGCAACUCAAAUACUGCUUUUCAAAAGAGACCGAAGGAGGAGGAAUGGGAUCCUGAAUAUACCCCCAAAAGCAAGAAAUACUUCUUGCAUGAUGAUAGAGAUGAUGGCGUGGAUUACUGGGCCAAAAGAGGAAGAGGCCGUGGCACUUUUCAACGUGGCAGAGGAAGAUUUAACUUCAAAAAAUCAGGUAGCAGUCCAAAGUGGACUCAUGACAAAUACCAAGGGGAUGGGCUUGUGGAAGAAGAAGAAGAAACAAUGGAAAAUGAAGACAAAGAGAGACGCAAAGAAGAAAAGGAAUAACUCUGAAGAUCUAUUCCAACCGAAAAUUGAUGCCCAUCCACGCAGCAUUUUUAAUAUGACUUAUUGUCGUCAAAUGAAUGUAAGCAUUUUACUUAAAUUUUACUGUUGGAGAGUAGCUUAGAUUUUUGUUUAAAUUCUUUAGUGAUUCAUUAAAUAGUAGUUGUUAAUGAUUAUACAAAAGCAAAUAAAUACAAUGCUAUUUGUCAUGAUUAACUUUUAAAAUUGUUUACUGUUUGUUAUAAGCAAUGUAAUUUUGCUUUGUCCAAAAGAUAUGGAUGAAACCUUGAGAACUGAAAUUCAUUGGCCUUCCACAACUGUGUUUUAUUCUGAAGUAAAUUUUCGGUCUGCACAUCUAAAUCUUGAGGGAGCAUUUUUAAAAUAAAUCAGUACUAAAUCUCAAACUCUAUGCUGGAGUUAAUAUUUUCCUUAGUUUUGUUUGUUUGUUUGUAUGGCUUACAUUUAAAUUGUAGUGUAAUGAUUGCUUGGUCUGAUUUGGGGGUGGGAUACUGAUAUUUCACGUAACAGUAACUCAGCCACCUAAGUAAUUUUGUCAAGAUGUGAAUAGCACUGAAAGACUAAUGGUUUGCAUUUAAGAGCUAUAUACUGAUUGGUGUUGGGAUCUUAUUAAUUAUUUCAUACAUUCACAUUUCUAGACCACGAUGGGAAUUCUCUUCUGAACAGAUCUAGAUCUGACAAGUAGAGCUGUAGCUUAACAGGUGCUACGUUUCUCCGUCCACAUACCCUUACUGCUAAUGGGGAAAUGCCUCAACUGUUUGUGCAACAGCACUAAAAGUAGCUUGACCUUCUGCACACUCUUUUCUAACAAGAAGAUUUGUCCUACAUUCCAAAUGCACGUACCUUUAGGCGUACGACAGAAAGAGGUAAAUUGUAGUGAAAAAGUUACCUUUAACACAAGCAUGCGUCAACAUGUUUCAGUUUUUACAUGCUUAAUAAAUAUAGUCUUCUGUAAAACACUAGCUAUCCAUUUAUAACAUUUAAGCAGAGUGUAUAAUAGUGUGAAAUGGAAUUAUUACUGCAGGAACGUUAGAAGAAGACUCAUUUGGCUUCUGGUGAAAGUGUCGACCAGGAAAUACAUGACAAUAUUGAUCCAGCUACUAUGUGUAUCAUUCUUUUCCCCAGAUUGUAAAAUAGUCUGUUUUUCUCCGAGUUUUCUUUAGUAAAUAACCUGACACAAAUGGGAUAUCUCCGUCAUGUUUUCAGUCUUCAGUGAAAUAAAGAUGUGAAAAUUAUGAAA
Eublepharis macularius is the source of this 4375-nucleotide messenger RNA. RefSeq names its product BCL2 associated transcription factor 1 (gene BCLAF1). The record is from RefSeq and is a predicted model, not a curated record. The transcript is spliced from 14 exons. Gene Ontology annotation, molecular function: transcription coregulator activity; DNA binding. Gene Ontology annotation, biological process: positive regulation of transcription by RNA polymerase II. Bases 364 to 3120 code for a protein of 918 amino acids. Gene Ontology annotation, cellular component: mediator complex. Lineage: Eukaryota; Metazoa; Chordata; Lepidosauria; Squamata; Eublepharidae.